Cercopithifilaria johnstoni is the source of this 310-nucleotide messenger RNA. The record is from the annotation of a GenBank genome assembly. Lineage: Eukaryota; Metazoa; Nematoda; Chromadorea; Rhabditida; Onchocercidae.
GUUAUCAAUACCAAUGCAUCUUUUCAGUACUUCCCUAUUGGUUAUUUUCGCCGUUAUCGUAGUCGAAACUUGCAUUCCAUCAAACGCCCCAGGAUUACCAGGACCGCCAGGUUUACCAGGACGAACAGGUUUGAAGGGAGAUCCAGGUGGGCGCGGUGAACCAGGAACUGAAGGACCACAAGGAGUUCAAGGCCCGCCUGGAGUGCCUGGGAGUAACGGUAUGCCAGGGGUGGAAGGAGAUGUAGGAAAACGAGGGGAGAAAGGAAGAGUUGGAAUGCAAGGUAUGAGAGGAGCAAAUGCAGGAGGGUAG